Dinoponera quadriceps is the source of this 1901-nucleotide messenger RNA. RefSeq names its product phospholipase B1, membrane-associated-like. Gene Ontology annotation, molecular function: glycerophospholipase activity. Gene Ontology annotation, biological process: phospholipid metabolic process. The coding region runs from base 298 to 1536 and encodes 412 amino acids. NCBI's taxonomy places the organism in Eukaryota, Metazoa, Arthropoda, Insecta, Hymenoptera, Formicidae. The transcript has 10 exons. The record is from RefSeq and is a predicted model, not a curated record.
GUUUUUAACAAGGAAUUAUACGGCGUCAAGUUGACGCCAUUCCUCGAUUGUAACAAUGCGGAAUUACAGAUCAUUGGUGAACAAGUUUGCAGUUCUCUCUGGUCGAAGACUCGGAAGGCCUACCGUGGAGAACAUCCGUGUUGGAGGACCCGCGUCGAUGGCGGCCGGAAGUCUCAUUCAACCACGUCGAGGAGCGAACGUAAUCUUCCAACAUGGAAUGAUCAGCGACUGACCGCACUUAAAUCGAGAAAGGGCCGUCAAUUUCCGUAACGCUCGCUGCUAACGCUCGCGCGAGUCAUGAGUGUCGUUCAUUUGUUUCUAGUCAUCGUUGCUCUCCAUCUGGCUGACUGUUCCUUCUUUAUGGACUUUAUGCGUAACAUAAUACAAUCGGGGAGGAACAAGGUGGAUGAAACUGGAAUAUCAUAUCCGACGGUCUAUAAUGUACGAAGGCAGCCGAUAAUUUCCGAUAGCGUUCCAUUUCCUUGCAACGUGCAUUCCGCCAGAUCGCUGUCGACACCGGACAGCGUUCAUCGUCUAAGACCAGGCGACAUCGACGUAAUCGGUGGUCUCGGUGAUUCCUUGGUCGCUGGGAGCGGUGCAUUGGAGGAAUUCGCUGUCGGAACUUUCAUCGAGGCACGCGGGGUCAGCUGGUGCGUCGGAGGUCAGGCUAACUGGAGACGAUUCUUAACACUGCCCAAUAUUUUAAAGGUGUUUAAUCCAAGGUUAACCGGGUACGCUACAGGGACGGGUGAAUUUAUCUCGACCGCAGCGAGACUGAACGUCGCCUUCCCAGUCGCUGCUACCGAGGACGCGUUGCAACAAGCGAGAAUCUUGGUGCGGAGGAUCAAGAGUGACCCAAAGAUAAACGCGAAAAAGCAAUGGAAGCUCAUCACGAUUCUAUUUGGGGCUAACGACGUCUGUUCGGCGCAAUGUUACAACCCGGAAUACUUCUCGCCGAUGCGUUACGCCCUGCAUCUACGGAAAACGCUCGAUUUUUUAAGAAUCACUUUGCCCCGUACGCUGGUCAAUCUGGUUCCAGCCAUAGAUGUCACGGUCUCGGUUAGGGUGACGCGAAGUGCCAUGUGCAAUAUAUUGCAUCCUCUUUACUGUGCUUGCAUGCACAAAGAUGGUCGAUCGGAAAUCGCCGCUUCGAAAAUGUCGCAGCUCUAUCAACAGGCUGCCGAAGCAUUAAUCUACUCAGGAAGAUACGACGAUUCUCCGGAUUUCACGGUGGUUUUGCAGCCGUUUGUUAAAUUAUUCAAUGCACCUAAUGCAGAUCCUACUGGCGCGCCGCCGAUCGACUCCAGCCUGGUUACGUACGACUGUUUCCAUUUUAGUCAGAAAGGGCACGCACUCGGUGCUAACCUUUUAUGGAACAAUAUGUUGGAGCCGGUCGGAAACAAGACGGAAGUGGGCUUGCCGGGAAUACUGCAAAGAGUGCUCUGCCCUACGGAAAGCAGGCCUUACAUCUUCACGAAUGUUAAUUCGCGACUUUUCCGAACAACCGGCCGGCAAGAUGGGAUCGUGCCUAAAUAGCGCAAAAAUUGCAUUUAGGAACGCGUGACAAAUUUGCAUCACUUUACGGCUACAAUUCGAGGAUAUUUUAAGCGAAUUACGGCAAGUUCGAAGUCCACUAUGCCAAUAUCCGGCUGAGGCACGAGCAAUACGGAGAAUUUUGUUUUAUUCAAAUAUACCAUAUCAGGAAAUAACUGAUUUGCAUAGCGGGGACGUCCCGAAAUCUCUCGUUAAGUAUCUCUUUCACAUUCCUACGAGGAGCGCAUUUUCAAAAUGCAAAAGUUAAUAUAUUUAGAAUUCAAAUGAAGAUACUAUAUUUAGCUUUGUACUAUACCUCAUUCUAUUUAAAUAACUGUACAAUUAAAUAUUAAUUUACGCAACGGAGA